UAAGGAUAAGGGUAGUGGGUGGACAUAUACAAGAGUAGGAAAAAAAAGGUAUCUCUCCGAAACAAACAUAGAGCAAGGGCCUGUACCAAUGGAUCUGAAUAAGGUGAAAGCCAAAAACAAGAAUCAAACAGCCCCUACAAAAUGGA
Molecule: messenger RNA, 146 nt
Organism: Racocetra persica
Lineage: Eukaryota; Fungi; Glomeromycota; Glomeromycetes; Diversisporales; Gigasporaceae
Source: the annotation of a GenBank genome assembly